AUGGUCGGGUUUUGUUCCAGCUUCGACGUUGAAAAUGGGGGCCCCAGCGGCGCGGCGGGUGGUGCCCGCUCCCCUCUGGAGGGCGGCUCUCCAUCCGCCGCACUGGUGCUCCAAGCGAUGCCGCAGCGGCGCGAGUCCUUCCUCUACCGCUCCGACUCCGACUUCGAAAUGUCGCCCAAGUCCAUGUCGAGGAACAGCUCGAUCGCCAGCGAAAGAUUCAAGGAGACCGAGGCUGCACAACUGGACCGAGCGUAUGUACUAGCA
Messenger RNA from Iphiclides podalirius (scarce swallowtail), 264 nucleotides. NCBI's taxonomy places the organism in Eukaryota, Metazoa, Arthropoda, Insecta, Lepidoptera, Papilionidae. The record is from the annotation of a GenBank genome assembly.